Molecule: messenger RNA, 2218 nt
Organism: Phaethon lepturus (White-tailed tropicbird)
Lineage: Eukaryota; Metazoa; Chordata; Aves; Phaethontiformes; Phaethontidae
Gene: AKAP8
Product: A kinase (PRKA) anchor protein 8
Exons: 15
Cellular component (GO): nuclear matrix; nucleus
Molecular function (GO): DNA binding; protein kinase A regulatory subunit binding
Source: RefSeq, a predicted model, not a curated record
AUGCCCUUUGAGCAGGUGAAGGCGUUUGCCGAGCUUGCCGUGCGUCUUCCGGGGAUCGUUGUGGUGCCGGGGAUGCGGAUUCCACCCUGGGAACUUUGGAAAAGGUUUAGAAUGGAGAGACGAUUUAUUUAUUGCUCUGAAACCAAAGAGCCGGUGAAGUCGCGGCGGGAGCUCCUGCGUGUCGUGGCUUUUUGCUGCUUCUUCCACUGGGGCGAGUGCUUCAUCCUGCCGCCGUUUCGGAGCGAGACACCAGACCGAAGCCGCCUCGUUAGCACAAAUCUUGCAAUUAGUUAUGGCACCUGGAAUACUGGGGCCACCAACACUCAAGGUACCUACGCGACGAAUGCGACGAGCUGGCAAGGCUAUGAAGGCUACGACUAUUACAACACCCAAACCACCGCCGCUAAUACAGCGGCCACGUACAACUACGCCGCAGCCGCUGCCACUUCCAGCAGCUGGGAAACACCCAAGACUUCGGAUAUGAGCAUGAACGCCGACGUCAACGCCACCAUGCCCGUCCCCUCGUACGGUGCCGAGACUUCGGCAAACGAGAACUCGGAUUCCAUCAUAGCCAAGAUCAACCAGCGUUUGGAUAUGCUGUCGAAGGAGGGCAGCGGCGGGACAGGGGAGGGGAUGGAAGACCAGGAGAGCUCUUUCAGAUUCGAGUCUUUCGAAUCGUACGACUCGAGGUCUUCGAUGAACGACCGCGACAUGUACCGAUCCGGCUACGAUUACGGAGAAGUCGCAACCGAUCGAAACGAUUCCUUCGGGAGCCAGUUUGACAACCGCAGGGAUCAAUCUCGUAACCGAGGAAACAGCUACGGCCUCAUCCGAGGCCGGGGUCAAAACCGCGUUCAAAAUCGAGGCCGUCUGAACGCUUUCAACCGCACCGACCACUUCAUGCCUUCCUCCAGCUCCGAGCGCCUCUCGGCUCGUUGGAAUGAGUUGAACUACAUGGGUGGGCGUGGGAUGGGGGGUGCCGGAUCCAACAGGCUCCCUUCCCUCUUUUCCCAAGCCCUUGUGCCUGACUAUGGCAUGAUGGGGAUGUCGGGCAUGGGAAUGGGACGGUAUGGGAAUAUGCCGUACGGAAUGGGGAGGCAACGAAACAGAGACAGGAUGGGUACGCCCAAGAGAAGAGGUUUCCGAAACCGAUCGGGAGGGCGAUCGGACGGUGAGGGAGGAGGACGCAAGCGAAAACAGUCGCAAAGCGGCGAUGAGCCGGACAGCAAACAAGCAAAGAGCGACAGCGAAGGAGACGACACCGAGAACGAUGAGGGCGAAGGAGAGGAAAAAUCAGGAGAUGAAGCUGACAAAGCGUCUGGAGAUGGCUGUGAAGAUGACGACGAGGAGGUGAAAAAGAAGAGGGAGAAGCAGCGGAGAAGGGAUCGGAUGCGUGAUCGUGCCAUGGACAGAAUCCAGUUUGCCUGUUCCGUCUGCAAGUUCCGCAGUUUUGAGGAAGAGGAGAUCCAGAAACACCUCCAGAGCAAGUUUCACAAGGAGACCUUGCGAUACAUCGGUACCAAACUCCCGGACAAAACCGUCGAGUUUCUGCAGGAGUACAUCGUCAACAGGAAUAAGAAAAUUGAGAAACGGCGCCAGGAGCUGACCGAGAAAGAGGGAACAAAACAGAAGCCGGAUCCUUUUAAGGGUAUUGGCCAGGAACACUUCUUCAAGAAAAUCGAGGCGGCUCACUGCAUGGCGUGCGACAUGUUAAUUCCUGCGCAGAACCACCUUCUCCAGAGACACCUGCGAUCUGCCGAUCACAACAGAAACCGCAGGAUGGCUGCAGAGCAGUUCAAAAAGACCAGCUUACACGUCGCCAAGAGCGUCCUGAAUAACAAACACAUCGUAAAGAUGCUGGAAAAAUACCUCAAGGGAGAAGAUCCCUUUACGGAUGAAAUCACGGAUCAGGACGUGGAUGAAACGGAAACUUUGGAAGCCGGAGACAGCGUCGGGGAAGGAGCGACCGUAACCGCCGCCGUGGAGGUUCCGCAGGAAGGAGAAGGAGGAAUCGGAGAAAAAUCAGCAGUUGCCCCCCGAAAUGAAACUGAGGGUUGGGCUGGCAAAGAGGAGGAGGAGGAGGAGAAAGAGGAAAACGGGAACGAGGCGGCAGCUGUGGCCGCCUGCAGCGAGGAGGAGGAGGAGGAAGAGGAGGAGGAAGAGCUCCCCCAGCGGCUGCGGAGCCGCAGCCGGAAUAACUGUGAAUAUUUGCGUGAAG